UCAUGUACUAGAACAGCGAUUCUCAACCUUCUUCUAGGCCGGUAUCCCCUGCCAUGUAAAUCAAGUAGGCCCGGUACCCCCGUUGAGAAUCGCUGUCUAGGGGGGUGCCACUUAGGUUCCGGCAGGUUUCUCGGGUUAGAAACCGCUUGAUCGGCUCCAAACCCUCCAAACGCUCCGAAACUCGCUCCGAAUCCGAUCUGGAACUAUGAACGUUUUGAGGUACCGUGUACACGCUGUCAAACUUUGAUUUGUAAAACAAAACAAACGUCGUGUUUUUGUUUUCAUUGCAAAAAGUCUCGAAAUCGGAUUAUUUCUGCGCGUGUCCGCGAAAUGUUGGAGUCGGUUCCGGCAGAUUGUGAGAAGGUUUGCUGAAUAAGUUGGGAUUAAAUGUAGCAAGUGUUGUGCAGAAUCGAUGGGAAAAGGGCGCGCUGAGAAAAUGACGAGGGAAGUGCUGGAAGUCUGGACGGAUUUGGCAGCGAUGUUCUCGUCUAUGGUUUACUACCAUUUGAGAUUGUUUGGACACGAUAAUCGUCAAGUGCAUCGAUUACAAGCAGUUGGCGAUCGAGCUGGAGGAGAAUCCGGCCAAAGUGAAGUCGAUCAACAGUUUAGGCAGGCGUUGGGGAUUACACUGCAGACGCAACGGAUGGACGUGGUGGAGUCUUCGCUUCUGAAGGAGUACGUAAUUACCGGGAUGUUGGCGUAUGUUUCCAGUUAAAGUUAGGUUUAGAAAACAGAAUUAUAUUCCUUCCCGCAGGUCACCUUGAGCCUCAUCCAGAACCGCUUCAUCCACAACACGGUGCUGUGCUGCCUGGUUUGCCUGUACAGCAGUCUGGGCGUUCCUGUUCGCGUCUCAUCUUCCUAGAAGACCCGCUGGCCGUCGCCAAAAUGCUCGACAUCCAAGGGUGGUGUGUACCAGAUCGCGUUCAAUCUGUCCGAAACGGCAACCCAACAGUUUCUGCCCAAAUUCCCAUGGAGGUUCAACAGCAGCAGUAGCCGACUGCGACUGAGGUCGCGCCAGUCGUCCCCGCCCAGCGAUCUAAAGGUCGACCAAAGAAAGACCCGAACGCCCCCAAGGCCAAGUACAAGAAGGACAAAGCAGCUGCGGCGGCAGCAGCUACGCUACAAACCAUUGCCGCCGCGGCAGCCACUUUUUCGCAGCAGCAGGCCCUGCUUCCGUUCGCCGCAGGUCAGCAGCGGUUCACGUUCAUGCCUGUGCCCAAGUACCCAAGCGGGAUAUCCGGACACAGAUGUCCAUGCUGUACAAUUUCCUGACGCGCGGGUUUGACGCCGAGGACGAUCAGUACAUCCGGCAAAGCUACGAACUGAUGCUCGGUGAUGACACCGACAUCAAGCAGCACUCGAUGGGGUCGGUGCGAACGCAAAGCAUCUGCAAGAUAGACCCGCGGGAAAAGGCCAAAUACAAGUACCUCCAUCUGUGCGGUACGGCAGCCGGAAACCACCUGAAGAACAUCGAAACGACCAAGGCCGUCACCAAGAUGCAGGUGGGCCAGGUGGUCCGCCCGUCGGUGACGGAUCUGCGCGAGACCAAAUACGAAGCGAUCGGCAUCAGCAGCACGUACCUGUUCCGGAUCGACAUGGAGACCAUCAUCGACGCAACCAAGUGCGGCAACCUGGCCCGGUUCCUCAACCACAGUUGCAAUCCCAACUGCUACACCAAGGUCAACACGAUCGAGUCGGAGAAGAAGAUUGUGAUCUACUCGAAGCAGCCGAUCGGCGUCAACGAGGAGAUCACGUACGACUACAAGGUCCCGCUCGAGGACGAGAAUAUUUCAUUUUAUUGAGUGCGCAAUUCUUGUUAAAUACAGUUAUUUUUUUGUAAGAUGACAAAUAUAAUGUGUUAAUAUAUUAAAGGCUAUACAAAAAAACCUUUCCAAACCCAGCAUUACAAAAUGUUCACUAA
Messenger RNA from Culex pipiens pallens (northern house mosquito), 1921 nucleotides. Its product is annotated as histone-lysine N-methyltransferase SETD1-like. Gene Ontology annotation, molecular function: protein binding; histone H3K4 methyltransferase activity. NCBI's taxonomy places the organism in Eukaryota, Metazoa, Arthropoda, Insecta, Diptera, Culicidae. The record is from RefSeq and is a predicted model, not a curated record. The transcript is spliced from 2 exons. Gene Ontology annotation, cellular component: Set1C/COMPASS complex. The coding region runs from base 1248 to 1802 and encodes 184 amino acids.